AUGUGGAGACGAGUGAAUGCUUUAACUGGCAAACGAAGACAAACAGGGAGAACAAUUCAGAGAAACGACGGCACAUAUACCAAUGACCCACUGGAAAUUGCUAAUUUAUUGGGGGACUACUUUGCGGAGCUUUCCGGCAGCAAAUCCUAUUCAGAGGAGUUUCUAAAAAUCAAGACAAACAAAGAAUUGAACCCAAUCGUGUUCGAAAAGGAACAGGAAGGACAGACGUCAUACUACAACCAAAAUUUUUCCAUGGAUGAAUUACUUUACGCCAUCUCAAGCUCCAAAGGAAAAUCCACCGGACAUGAUAAUGUCGCGUAUCCGAUGCUUCACAACCUACCAGUACCUGGUAAAGCUGCAUUAUUGCGAUCAAUUAACGACACAUGGCAACGUGGUAUCUACCCGGACAAAUGGCGCAAAAGCAUCACUAUCCCGAUACCGAAACAAGGUAAAAAUUCAGGCGGUCCCGCUGAUUUUCGACCGAUUAGCUUAACAAGCUGCCUUGGCAAAGUUGUUGAAAGAAUGGUCAAUCGAAGACUAGUCUGCCUACUCGAAGAAAAAGAACUACUAGACCACAGUCAGUUCGGAUUCCGGAAAGGACGUGGAACGGGCACGUACCUAAUGGCCCUCGGUGACAUCAUCGACCGUGCCCUUACCGAUAAUUUGCAUAUUGACGUAGCCACCCUUGAUUUAUCGAAAGCAUACAACUGUACCUGGCGACAUUCAAUUCUUAGUCAAUUAAAAGACUGGGGUAUCAAAGGUAACAUGGGACAUUUUAUUCAAGGCUUUCUAAGCGAAAGGCGCUUCCAAGUUGCCAUUGGAGACUCACUGUCAUCAUUAAAACAAGAGAUUAACGGAGUCCCACAAGGAUCAGUCCUAGCUGUCACACUAUUUCUAAUCCAGAUGAAUGGAGUUUUCGAAGACCUACCAAGUGGCAUUUACAUAUUAGUGUACGCUGAAGACAUUAUCUUAAUCGCAACAGGCCCUAACGCAACCAGAGUACGUAUCAAAAUACAGACAGCAAUCAAAAGAGUAGCUAACUGGGCCAAAAAGGUUGGGUUCAGUAUGGCAAUCGAGAAAUGCGCCGUUACCCAUAUUUGUCACCAUCAUCACAACCCUUGGGGAAGACAAGUAGUCGUAAAUAACGUAGUAGUCCCAUUGAAAAAAACAAUUAAAAUCAUAGGCGUCACGAUUGAUCGUCAUUUCGAUUUUAAGGCACAUUUCGCGAAUGUAAAAAAAGAAGCACAAUCACGCAGCAGACUUGUACGCACCAUUAGCCGACGACAUCAACAGGGAAAUAGAAACUCACUGCUAUUGGUUGGAAACAGCAUACUCACCAGUAAACUGCUAUAUGGAAUCGAAAUAACAGCUAAAUCCUACAAUGACAUGAUAAAAAUUCUUAGUCCAGAAUAUAACAAAAUGAUAAGGAAUUGCUCUGGAUUACUACCAAGUACACCAGCAAUCAGCAGCUGCAUUGAAGCAGGGACCUACCCGUUUGAAGCAGUAGUAGCACAAUCCAUCCUUAAUAGAGUAAUCGGAUAUUUAGAGAGGACAACUGGCGACUAUGACCCUACAGCAGCCACUAUAAGACCUGUUCUUGAUCGAUACCCCGCGAUAAAAGUUCCCCCGAUUCCUCAAUUACAUCGAGUAGGGGAUCGUAGAUGGGACAAAAAAGGCCCGAAAAUCGAUCUUUCCAACCAAAAACACCUCCGUGCAGGAGACCCACCCAGUAAAGCCCAAGCGGUAUUUCAAGAAUUAAUCAGAAAUAAUUACCCAUAUCAUCAACAAAUCUUCACCGACGGCCCAAAAACAAAUGAUACGGUUGGAAUAGGCAUAUCAAGUAACACCAUUUCCGCAUCCCAUCAACUACCAAACGCUUGCUCAAUUUUUUCAGCGGAAGCGGCGGCCAUUCAUGCAGCCAUAACGGGCCCAGAGCGAAACGAAAAUGAGCCAACCAUCAUCCUCUCCGACUCAGCCAGUGUGUUGAUGGCUUUAGAAAAAGGAUCCUCUCGACAUCCUUGGAUACAAGCAAUCGAAGAAGCAUGCACAGCUAAUAUAACUAUAUGCUGGAUUCCAGGACACACGGGCAUCAGCGGCAACGAUGAGGCAGAUAAAUUAGCGAAUUUAGGCAGACACGCUUCAUUGCUAACAACAGAGGUCCCAGGCAUGGAUAUUAAAAAUGAUUUCCGGAACAAAAUCAAAUCCGCAACAGCUGAAAAUUGGCGAACGGAACAAAAUCAAUUCCUUAGAAAAAUCAAAGGUGAUACAGAAAAAUGGACUGACCGACCCUCACGCAGAGAACAACAGAUUCUUUCCCGGCUUCGAACAGGACAUACAUUGCUUACACACGGAGGGCUAUAUGAAAGCGGCCGCAGAAACAAAUGCGACACUUGCAAAUACCCACUAACAGUCGAACACAUCUUGGUGAAUUGUCCGGUUUAUCAGGAACUACGAGCAACACAUCAGAUCGAAUAUUCAAUAAGAGAUGCCCUCUCCAAUGACCCAGUUAAAGAACAACAAACAUUUAAUUUUCUACGAGAUGCCGAAAUCUACGAUCUCGUAUAA
Messenger RNA from Wyeomyia smithii (pitcher-plant mosquito), 2565 nucleotides. RefSeq lists its product as uncharacterized. Gene Ontology annotation, molecular function: nucleic acid binding; RNA-DNA hybrid ribonuclease activity. The transcript has a single exon. NCBI's taxonomy places the organism in Eukaryota, Metazoa, Arthropoda, Insecta, Diptera, Culicidae. Bases 1 to 2565 code for a protein of 854 amino acids. The record is from RefSeq and is a predicted model, not a curated record.